CCUGGUAUUUUUGCAAGGCAGGGCUGUUAAUCAAAACAAAACGAAAGUAUAUUUUCGAUGUUUUCUGAAUAUGUCGGAUAUUCUCGCAGAAACACAAGCCGCGAACAGAGAUUCAACAAUUUGGCACCAAUGGUGUCGCCUGUGCUCCAAGGAGCAUCCGACAAAUCAAAAUGUAUUCUUCAGGGAGGCGAAACAAAACUCCUGGGCGAGCACAAUGGCCAUGACCAUUGGCAAGUACUUUUGGGUCGAUAUCAAAAGGGAGGACGAGCUGAGCAAUUUUCUGUGCUCCGAAUGCUUCACAUUGAUGGACUGCCUCAUCGAGUUUUCGGAGAGGGUUCGCAAAGUGCAGAUCCUUUUCAGCAAAUUGCAGUUGUUACAGUCUAAUAAUUUGAUGGAUUAUGAGAAAAUUCGAGAGGACUGCGGUGUGGCAACCGAUGGAUGGAAGCAUAUAAUGCUCGGAGCCGUAGACGAAAGUCUUCCCCAGAAUGACGAAGUAUUCAUCAGCGAGGAACAACCAAUAGUCUGCCAAACAGAAACAUCCAGUAAAAUGAAAAGUGAAAUCCUAAUGAUACCAAAUUUUUUGGUGGAAAAACAAUGUCUUCAGGAAAAACAAGACUUUCCUAAAGAGGAAGAUGUUAUUGAAGAAGAAAUGCAAAUUUCUGGGGUGGAAGAGGAAAUCCUAGAAGAAGAUGUGGAAGAAGAUCUUGCCGAGGAAGAGGUUGAAACUGUGGAGGAAGAGAUUGACACUGUGGGAGAAGAGGUUGAAGCUGUGGAGGAAGAGUUGGAAACCCAAGACGCUACAGAUUGCUUAGUGGAGGAAGUGGAGCACAUGACAGAGGAUCGCUAUAUCGAGGAGUCGCAGAUUAUAGAAGAAAGCCAAGUUUCAGAUUUCAACAUGGAAACAUAUGAAAUAGUACAACACAAUCCGCAAAAAGAACCCGUAGAAACAAAAGACACCGUGGAAUCUAUAGAAUCAAACGAGGAUACCCAGGAAGAUAUCUCCCGAGAGCAUGUAACCGAUGAGGAGGAUGAAAUAUCAGAGGUACCAGCCAUGUAUAAGUGCAAUAUUUGCAAAAAGCCGUAUAAGAAACCCAAAGCCUACAAGCGUCACAUGGAGGAGGUUCACAACACUGUGGCCGAUGAUCUGCCACAGUUGGAGUGCAAUCAGUGCAAACUAUGUUUUCCAACAGUCGCCCAACUGCAUGCCCACCACCGAACCCAUGUACGUGCCAAACCAAAGACAGAUAACUGCUGUCCACACUGCGAAAAGCGCUUCACCACCUCGGGAACACUGAAGCGACACAUAGAAGGCAUCCACAACCAAAUAAAGCCCUAUGUGUGCGACCUCUGUGGCAAAAGCUUCAAUUACAUUACUGGACUGAAGGAUCACAAACUUGUGCACACAGAUGAGUGCCCCUUCGAGUGUCCCGUGUGCAAGCGAGGCUUUAAAAACAAUGCGAGGUUAAAGAUCCAUUUAGAUACACACAGUGCCGAAAUCUACGAGUGCACUGUAUGUGGCUUGAAGUUAAAAACCCGACGCACAUUCAACAAACACAAAUUGGUGCAUUCAGAUACACGGCAAUUUAAGUGUGAAGUCUGCGGAUCGGCGUUCAAGCGAAGUAAGACACUGAAGGCACAUCUCAUCCUUCACACCGGCAUCCGGCCAUAUAAGUGCAAUUUUUGCGGAAGAGACUUCGCCAAUGGCUCCAACUGUCGAUCGCACAAACGGCAGGCACACCCCAAGGAACUGGCCGAAGAGGAAGCUCGCGGAGUGACACGAUCCACACUUCUUCCAAUGCUGGACGAACUGACAAUUGCGUCCAAGCUUUUAAAAACACCCGCAGGUCCUUGCAAAGUAAAGGGUAGUAGGCCAAAAGCUGCGCCCAAAGAUCAAGAUAAUGGCAAUGAAUCUCCAACGAAGGACACCGAUGGUGCCAUCCUCUACGAGCUGGUCGAGGAGCUUGAUUACUCCUAAGUAUUUAAAUAAACAUUAAUAAGAUACUCAC
Molecule: messenger RNA, 2006 nt
Organism: Drosophila melanogaster (fruit fly)
Lineage: Eukaryota; Metazoa; Arthropoda; Insecta; Diptera; Drosophilidae
Exons: 4
Coding region: 71-1975 (634 amino acids)
Cellular component (GO): nucleus
Molecular function (GO): zinc ion binding
Source: RefSeq, marked reviewed